Molecule: messenger RNA, 1883 nt
Organism: Sturnus vulgaris (Common starling)
Lineage: Eukaryota; Metazoa; Chordata; Aves; Passeriformes; Sturnidae
Gene: RAD51
Product: RAD51 recombinase
Biological process (GO): DNA recombinase assembly; mitotic recombination-dependent replication fork processing; double-strand break repair via homologous recombination
Cellular component (GO): condensed nuclear chromosome
Molecular function (GO): ATP binding; single-stranded DNA binding; double-stranded DNA binding
Source: RefSeq, a predicted model, not a curated record
UGGGCUGUCGCUGCCAUGGCCAUGCAGAUCCAGCUCGAGGCCAGCGCAGACACAUCAGCAGAGGAGGAGAGCUUUGGGCCACAGCUCAUAUCCAGGCUGGAGCAAUGUGGCAUAAAUGCCAAUGAUGUGAAGAAGCUGGAAGAAGCUGGAUUUCACACAGUGGAGGCUGUGGCUUAUGCUCCAAAGAAGGAGCUGCUGAACAUUAAAGGCAUCAGUGAAGCCAAAGCCGACAAAAUCUUGGCUGAGGCAGCCAAACUGGUUCCCAUGGGCUUCACCACGGCCACAGAAUUCCACCAGCGGCGGUCAGAGAUCAUCCAGAUCACCACUGGCUCCAAAGAGCUGGAUAAGCUGCUUCAAGGGGGAAUAGAAACAGGGUCCAUAACAGAAUUAUUUGGGGAAUUCCGUACUGGGAAGACGCAGCUGUGUCACACCCUGGCCGUCACCUGUCAGCUCCCCAUAGACCGUGGGGGCGGCGAGGGAAAAGCCAUGUACAUCGACACGGAGGGGACCUUCCGUCCAGAGCGACUCCUGGCCGUGGCUGAAAGGUAUGGCCUGUCUGGCAGUGAUGUCCUGGACAACGUGGCUUAUGCUCGGGGCUUUAACACCGACCACCAGACCCAGCUGCUGUACCAGGCCUCGGCCAUGAUGGCUGAGUCACGGUACGCUCUGCUGAUUGUGGACAGUGCCACGGCCCUGUACCGCACGGAUUACUCGGGAAGGGGGGAGCUCUCGGCCAGGCAGAUGCACCUGGCCAGGUUCCUGAGGAUGCUGCUGCGCCUGGCAGACGAGUUUGGCGUGGCUGUUGUCAUCACUAACCAGGUGGUGGCACAGGUGGAUGGAGCUGCCAUGUUUGCUGCAGAUCCCAAAAAGCCCAUUGGAGGCAAUAUCAUCGCUCAUGCUUCCACUACCAGGCUGUACCUGCGGAAAGGCCGAGGUGAGACCAGGAUCUGUAAAAUCUAUGACUCCCCGUGUCUGCCCGAGGCUGAAGCCAUGUUUGCCAUCAAUGCCGACGGAGUGGGAGAUGCUAAAGACUGAGAACUCCUUUUCUUCCCCUGAAUCCCAAGACUCUGUGUAAGAGCUCCUUUCCUGGUGGCACCUUAGGGACGCUUCCCAAGGCAGGGGGCAGAGGAAGCUGUGCUGUGUCAGCGUGGGAACGUCGGGACACACCGAGCGCAGCCGGGGCUGUUGGGAAGGGAUCUCCCUCUGCUGCAGGCACAGAUGAGCUCCCUGUGCUUCCUGGGCAGCAUUCCCAUGGGACCAGACCCUGUGUGUUUCCCCAUCCCACCGUGGACACGGGACAGCAGAACCUUGGUGGCCACAGUUGGGAACGUGGUGAAUUGGAAGCAAAGCUGAAGGGUUUGUUCACUAAGAGAAGUGGUGAUUUAUAAACCAAAGCAGAGUGGCAUGCCACACGAGGGAUUUGGGAUUGGGGAUGGUCCCAAUCCAUAAUCUUUGUGUUCACUUUCUUUUGAAUGCUGCAGCCUGCAGGGCUGGGGAAGCUGCUCCUUUACAUUUCUGUUUAAUUUUCUGUAUUUUGUUAAUUCUCUGUGGAUAUCUGCUUUUAAUAAAAAGCCCCAGAGGAUAUUGAUGAUGUCCCAGGUUCCUGGGAUUCACAGGUGUGUGUUCAGACCAGAGAUUGUUCUGGCUGGCAGGAGCUGCACCAAUCCCCCGGGAAUCUCAGUCUGGGAUUGUCUUUUCUCCCAGUUCUCAGUUUGGGGAUGCAGUGCAGCCCUGCCCUGUGGAUCUCCUAGAAGAGUUUUGGGGUUAAGAAAAUUAUUUUCUAUUCUGCAAUAUUUCUCUAGAACUUGAUUAAAAAGAAUAAAACUGUAUCAAUGUGGUUUUAAUGUGUUCAUUUGCAUUGGUUAAUUAAAGCAAAUCAUCGA